AUGAGGGGAAAGGGAAGACAGAAGAGGGGGAGAAUUGAGAGGGGGAAGGGUAGACAGAAGAGGGGGGAAGGAAGACAGAAGAGUGGGAUUGAGAAGGGGAAGGAAAGACAGAAGAGGGGAGAAUGGAAGGAGGGAAGACAGAAGAGGGGUAGUAGGGAAGACGGAGAAUGGAGGACAGAAGAGUGGGAGAAAGGAGGGGAAGUCAGAAGUGGGGGAGAAUGGAGAGGGAGAAUUGAGAAGGAGAAUGGGGAGAAUGGAGGACAGAAGAGUGGGAGAAAGGAGGGUAUUAGAAGGAAAAAUAGUAGAGGUGGAAAAGGGAAGUCAGAAGUGCGGGAGAAUGGAGAGGGAGAAUUGAGAAGGAGAAUGGGGAAGGAAAAUGGGGAGGGAAGACAGAAGAGGGGGAAUGGAAGAAGGAAAGACGGAAGAGAAGGGAAGACAGAGGAGGGGGAGAAUGGAGAGGGGUAG
This is a messenger RNA of Mya arenaria, 465 nucleotides long. Its product is annotated as octapeptide-repeat protein T2-like. The record is from RefSeq and is a predicted model, not a curated record. Bases 1 to 465 code for a protein of 154 amino acids. The transcript is spliced from 2 exons. Lineage: Eukaryota; Metazoa; Mollusca; Bivalvia; Myida; Myidae.